This is a messenger RNA of Schizosaccharomyces japonicus yFS275, 2658 nucleotides long. RefSeq names its product inner membrane I-AAA protease complex subunit Yme1. Gene Ontology annotation, molecular function: ATP hydrolysis activity; ATP-dependent peptidase activity; metalloendopeptidase activity. The transcript is spliced from 2 exons. The record is from RefSeq and is a predicted model, not a curated record. NCBI's taxonomy places the organism in Eukaryota, Fungi, Ascomycota, Schizosaccharomycetes, Schizosaccharomycetales, Schizosaccharomycetaceae. The coding region runs from base 89 to 2287 and encodes 732 amino acids. Gene Ontology annotation, cellular component: mitochondrion; i-AAA complex; mitochondrial inner membrane. Gene Ontology annotation, biological process: protein import into mitochondrial matrix; protein import into mitochondrial intermembrane space; membrane protein proteolysis.
AUCGAAGCUCCCCCUUCAACCUCGCGCAGGUCUACUGCUAAAGACCAUCCUAUUUAGCUGUAAAAAAGCCGGGAAAACAGCGAAAUUCAUGUUCACAAACCCAUUCUUUCUAAAGAGACAGGGGACCCACAUCUGGAAACGAUGUUUAAGACAGUGUAAUUUUAUUCAAUGGCACAAAAGGACACUCACAGUACAAAGUUUUUCGCCUCUUCGGCGGCUAUACACGAAUUCAGCAUUUCCAACUAAUUCCAACACUCUGAGACAGGACCUCGCGUUUCUGGAGGAAAGAGCAAAUGCAGAUCUGUAUGACUCCUCUGAGCAGGCUCGUUUUUAUGAACGGAUUGUAGAUAUAUACCCGGAGGCUGUGAUUAAACGUUACGAAACAAAAGGUGUUGCGAGAGAUGCCGAUUGCGACCGGCUAUAUUCGCUCGCACUGCUGAAGAAGGCUCACAGUCUUGCACCUGAAAGCUUUCUUUCCAACACUGCUGCAGCAGUGAACUCUGCCGAAACAUCGCCUCACUCCUACCGCUCAUUGCCUUUUUCAAAGAUGGCUGCUCCUUAUGGGUCUGCUGCAGCUGCUACUACUGGAACCGCUUCCGCUAAUCCCAUUGACGGUACUGCCACGAACAACACACUGGGUUCUAACCCUGCACCAGCCAAAGGGCCCGUCUCAAGCGUGCUGCAUUCGCAGUCGACACCUUCUCUUGCUAUUCACACCUUGCCAGCGACCACUUUGCCCCUGGGUUCUGACAAAAAACAUCCUCUAUUUGUGGUGAUGGACGAGUCUCGAUUUGCCAAAGUCUUUCGUGUGGUUCGUUUUCUCGUCGGUGUGGGUUUUAUUACCUAUGUUGCCUUAGUCGGUAUGAGCAUUCUUGCCGAAACGUCUGGCGUUAAUAAUCUCAUCGGGAACAACCCCGAGAUUGAACCGGCCGAAGAACGGUCGGUGGACGUUCAUUUCUCCGAUGUGCAAGGUGUCGAUGAGGCCAAGGAGGAAUUAGAAGAAGUGGUAGAGUUCCUGCGCAAUCCCACUGAGUUCACCCGUUUGGGUGGAAAACUUCCUCGAGGUAUUCUUCUUACAGGCCCCCCGGGUACUGGUAAAACGAUGCUGGCUCGGGCGGUAGCCGGCGAAGCUGGCGUGCCUUUCUUCUUUAUGAGCGGCAGUCAGUUUGAUGAAAUGUUUGUUGGUGUGGGUGCUAAACGUGUUCGUGAGCUCUUUGCUACUGCUCGCAAGCAUGCUCCUUCCAUUAUUUUUAUUGAUGAACUCGAUGCCAUUGGACAAAAACGUAAUGCUCGCGAUGCUGCACACAUGCGUCAGACGCUGAACCAGCUUCUUGUCGACCUGGAUGGUUUUUCAAAAGACGAAGAUGCUGCGCAUCCAGUCAUUUUCAUCGGUGCUACCAAUUUCCCUGAGAGUCUGGAUCCAGCACUUACACGUCCUGGUCGUUUCGACCGGCAUGUCCAUGUACCUUUGCCAGACGUACGUGGCCGAAUGGCUAUUUUGCGCCAUCAUACACAAAACGUGCCACUAUCUGAAGAUGUUGACCUCAGCGUCAUUGCCCGUGGAACAUCUGGAUUUGCUGGUGCUGAUUUGGCUAAUCUCAUCAACUUUGCUGCCAUUCGUGCAAGCCGGCUACACUCUAGAUAUGUCGGAAUGUCUGACAUGGAGUGGUCAAAAGACAGAAUAAUUAUGGGUGCAGAACGGAGAAGCGCCUUUAUUACGCCCGAGUCCAAAAUGAUGACUGCUUACCACGAAGGUGGACAUGCGCUGGUCGCUCUGUUUACACGCGGUGCUAUGCGACCGUACAAGGCUACGAUUAUGCCGAGAGGCAGUAGCCUGGGCAUGACCGUUUCAUUGCCUGAUAUGGAUAAAGACAGUUGGACUCGAGGCGAGUACAUGGCCAUGAUGGAUGUGGCUAUGGGCGGAAGAGCUGCAGAAGAGUUGCUGUACGGAAGAGAUAACACAACCUCUGGUGCCCACAAUGACAUAGAGAAGGCCACUCAAAUUGCCCGUAAAAUGGUAACUGAGUUUGGCAUGUCUGAUCGUGUGGGACCGGUGAGUUUGGAAACUGAGUUCAGUGAUCUUUCACCAGCUACGAAAGCGGUAGUUGAGGCUGAAAUCAAGUCUCUCUUGGAAGGGUCUUACGAACGUGCAAUGCUGUUAUUGAAAACUCAUAAAAAAGAACUUGAAACGCUGGCACGAGCUCUCGUAGAAUACGAGUUCCUCACAGCAGAUGAAAUGCAACGAGUCAUGAAAGGUGAGGACCUCUCGCGGACGCCAAUUGACUAACCAUGUCUGCCCUCUUUCUUUUUCCCUACUAAUGGCGCGGUGGCAUUGUCCGCUAUUAGAGUCUGCGUUUUUCUCUCUGUUACCGCGUUUCCUGUACUGGUUUAUUUUGACGUUUUCUUUUUGGUAGAAAUCGAUGGGCAGGCGUCGAUUAAUUCACCAAUGCAACCAAUCUCUUUUACCGAAUGACCUUCAUUUUCCUUGAUUUUUUUACUUACCUCUUUCAAUUCCAUCUCCCUCCCGCUACCGUGUUAAACUUUGUCUUGGAAAAUUACUGCUGAUGUAUUAAGGGUAAUAGAACUAAAGUGUUAAAAAAGUUGUACGUUGCUGUAUAGACGUAAAGGAUGUUGUUAUGCGGACAGUACAAAAAACUG